GGCUCGCCGGGUCACGUGAGCCAAUUUUCGCGCGAAAACUGCCGGAGCAGCGGGGAGCAGCGCGCGGAUGGCGGAAUCAUCCGAGUCUUUCACCAUGGCCUCCAGCCCUGCCUCUUCAUUGAGGCGGCGGCGCAACAACGAUCCUCUGGCCUCCAGUCCUGGCCGUAGCUCCCGGCGCACUGAUGCCCUCACCUCCAGCCCUGGCCGAGACCUUCCACCCUUUGAGGAUGAGUCUGAGGGGCUGCUUGGCACAGAGGGACCUCUGGAGGAAGAGGAAGAGGAUGGAGAGGAGCUUAUUGGAGAUGGCAUGGAGAGGGACUACCGAGCCAUCCCAGAGCUGGACGUCUAUGAGGCGGAGGGACUGGCCCUAGACGACGAAGACGUAGAGGAGCUGACGGCCAGCCAGAGGGAGGCGGCCGAGCGGGCCAUGCGGCAGCGAGACCGGGAGGCUGGCCGGGACCUGGGCCGUAUGCGCCGUGGGCUCCUAUACGACAGCGACGAGGAGGACGAGGAACGCCCCUCCCGGAAGCGCCGCCAGGUGGAGCGGGCCACGGAGGAUGGCGAGGAGGACGAGGAGAUGAUUGAGAGCAUCGAGAACCUGGAGGACCUCAAGGGCCACUCCGUGCGGGAGUGGGUGAGCAUGGCAGGCCCUCGGCUGGAGAUCCACCACCGCUUCAAGAACUUCCUGCGCACCCACGUGGACAGUCACGGCCACAAUGUCUUCAAGGAGCGCAUCAGCGACAUGUGCAAAGAGAAUCGAGAGAGCCUGGUGGUGAACUACGAGGACCUGGCAGCCAGGGAGCAUGUCCUGGCUUACUUCCUCCCUGAAGCGCCAGCAGAACUGCUGCAGAUCUUUGAUGAGGCUGCCCUGGAGGUUGUGCUGGCCAUGUACCCCAAGUACGACCGCAUUGCCAGUCAAAUCCAUGUGCGCAUCUCCCACCUGCCACUGGUGGAGGAGCUGCGCUCACUGAGGCAGCUGCACCUGAACCAACUGAUCCGCACCAGCGGGGUGGUGACCAGCUGUACAGGCGUCCUGCCCCAGCUCAGCAUGGUCAAGUACAACUGUAACAAGUGCAGCUUCGUGCUAGGGCCCUUCUGUCAGUCCCAGAACCAGGAAGUGAAGCCGGGCUCCUGCCCUGAGUGCCAGUCAGCCGGCCCCUUUGAAGUCAACAUGGAGGAGACCAUCUAUCAGAACUACCAGCGCAUCCGCAUUCAGGAGAGUCCGGGCAAAGUGGCGGCCGGCCGGCUGCCCCGCUCCAAGGACGCCAUCCUCCUCGCCGACCUGGUGGACAGCUGCAAGCCGGGAGAUGAGAUCGAGCUGACCGGCAUCUACCACAACAACUAUGAUGGCUCCCUCAACACCACCAAUGGCUUUCCUGUUUUUGCCACCGUCAUCUUGGCCAACCAUGUGGCCAAGAAGGACAAUAAGGUUGCGGUGGGGGAGCUGACCGAUGAGGAUGUGAAGAUGAUCAUCAGUCUCUCCAAGGACCAGCAGAUCGGCGAGAAGAUCUUUGCCAGUAUUGCUCCUUCCAUCUAUGGUCACGAAGACAUCAAGAGAGGCCUGGCGCUGGCACUGUUCGGAGGGGAGCCCAAAAACCCAGGCGGCAAGCACAAGGUGCGAGGCGACAUCAACGUGCUCCUGUGUGGGGACCCGGGCACCGCCAAGUCCCAGUUCCUCAAGUAUGUGGAGAAGGUGUCCAGCCGAGCCAUCUUCACUACCGGGCAGGGGGCCUCAGCUGUGGGCCUCACUGCGUUUGUCCAGCGGCACCCCGUCAGCAGGGAAUGGACCCUAGAGGCUGGGGCCCUGGUUCUGGCUGACAGAGGGGUGUGUCUCAUCGAUGAAUUUGACAAGAUGAACGACCAGGACAGAACCAGCAUCCACGAGGCCAUGGAGCAGCAGAGCAUCUCCAUCUCGAAGGCCGGUAUCGUCACCUCCCUGCAGGCUCGCUGCACCGUCAUUGCCGCAGCCAACCCCAUAGGAGGCCGCUACGACCCUUCACUGACCUUCUCAGAAAACGUGGACCUCACAGAGCCCAUCAUUUCCCGCUUCGAUGUCCUGUGCGUGGUGAGGGACACAGUGGACCCCGUCCAGGAUGAGAUGCUGGCCCGAUUUGUGGUCGGCAGCCACGUCAGACACCACCCCAGCAACAGGGAAGAGGGGCUGGGCAGCGGCGAUGCCCCGGUGCCGGCCAUGCCCAACACAUACGGCGUGGAGCCCCUGCCUCAGGAGGUCCUGAAGAAGUACAUCAUCUAUGCCAAGGAGAAGGUCCACCCGAAGCUCAACCAGAUGGACCAGGACAAAGUGGCCAAGAUGUAUAGUGACCUGAGGAAAGAGUCCCUGGCCACGGGCAGCAUCCCCAUCACAGUGCGGCACAUCGAGUCCAUGAUCCGCAUGGCAGAGGCUCAUGCGCGCAUCCACCUGCGGGACUACGUGAUCGAGGAUGACGUCAACAUGGCCAUCCGGGUGAUGCUGGAGAGCUUCAUUGACACGCAGAAGUUCAGUGUCAUGCGCAGCAUGCGUAAGACCUUUUCCCGCUACCUUUCCUUCCGGCGUGAUAACAACGAGUUGUUGCUCUUCAUACUGAAGCAGCUAGUGGCAGAGCAGGUGACGUAUCAACGGAACCGCUUUGGGGCCCAGCAGGACACAAUUGAAGUGCCCGAGAAGGACUUGGUGGACAAGGCUCGUCAGAUCAACAUCCACAACCUCUCCGCCUUUUACGACAGUGAGCUCUUUAGGAUGAACAAGUUCAGCCAUGACCUGAAGCGGAAAAUGAUCCUGCAGCAGUUCUGAGCACCCACAGCUGCUGUGCCUCUGGCCGGGACCCGGGCGGUGCUCACUUUGCUCAGACAGGAGCCCAGACCCAGAGCUCCUGGGCAUGGUGUGGCCCAGCUGCUGUGGACCUCCUGGCUGCCCCACACUUCCUGGGCUCAGGCUCGGACUGAGAAUGAUGGUAUUUAUUUCCUUGGCUCCUCUUUGCUUUUUGACCUCUUAGGUGGACAUACUUUGUCAACAUUUUUUAAGAACCACUCGGCAGCCUACCCCCUGCCCACAGGAGGCUUGUCUCCAUUCAGUGCCUUGGAUGGGAGUCACUUGUGUUCAGGAACCUGCAGUCUGUUGGGGGACUGAGUGGAUUCAGGGUGUUAUAAGAACUGUUGCCCUCUUGGUAUAAGGUCCAAGUCCCGGUUGCUUCUGCCUCCUUUGCCAGAGAGCAAGUUCACGGUAAUGGUAGGGUUCUUCUGAGCUCUGUCCUAAGGUUUCCUUAGGCUUCUGUGGGCAGAAGUGAGCACACAGCCCCCCACCCCACACACACACCCUCUGGAAUGGCGGGCCUGGCUGGCUUCCACCUGCAGGGAUGCAAGUAGGGAGGGUUGACAUGAUGGUGAGGACUGGCCCCUGACCAGGAGCUCCGCUCGCCAUCACCCUCAUGUCUUCUCCUGCCUGACCAUUUCCCUGUUCUCUUGUGUGUACAUUGAGUUUUUGUUUCUGUGGUUUUAACUUUUAAUAAAAUUGAAUAAAAUCUAAAUAUUGGUGUUUGUUGGUCUCAGCGC
This is a messenger RNA of Talpa occidentalis (Iberian mole), 3549 nucleotides long. RefSeq names its product minichromosome maintenance complex component 2 (gene MCM2). Lineage: Eukaryota; Metazoa; Chordata; Mammalia; Eulipotyphla; Talpidae. Gene Ontology annotation, biological process: DNA replication; double-strand break repair via break-induced replication; mitotic DNA replication initiation. Bases 68 to 2791 code for a protein of 907 amino acids. The transcript has 16 exons. Gene Ontology annotation, cellular component: nucleus; MCM complex. The record is from RefSeq and is a predicted model, not a curated record. Gene Ontology annotation, molecular function: single-stranded DNA binding; 3'-5' DNA helicase activity; single-stranded DNA helicase activity.